Molecule: messenger RNA, 2162 nt
Organism: Lytechinus variegatus (green sea urchin)
Lineage: Eukaryota; Metazoa; Echinodermata; Echinoidea; Temnopleuroida; Toxopneustidae
Product: glutathione synthetase-like
Exons: 11
Coding region: 454-1908 (484 amino acids)
Biological process (GO): glutathione biosynthetic process
Cellular component (GO): cytosol
Molecular function (GO): glutathione synthase activity; glutathione binding; ATP binding
Source: RefSeq, a predicted model, not a curated record
CUAUCUAAGGUAGAGAAAGUACGCUUGAUGAUUCCAAGCUUGCAAUUUGCAGUUCACUAUUCACAUGCUGUGAAAAUGUCAUCUGCCGGUCAAAGGUUAAACUCAGAUCAGAUUCUACUUCAACAGAAGGGAUAGGUUAACUCAUGUCUGUCAUGUAAUAGUUGAAGCAAGGAUUUUUUCUACUGGAAUGAAUGACCUUGCACUUCUCUUGGUUCAAUGGUAAUUGCCAUUUGAGAGAUCAUUCCAUGAGUCUUGUCAAGUCUGUCUGCAGGUCUUCGGCAUCAGCCUUAGAGUGAACUGGUGCAAAAAUGUUGAUAUCGUCUGCAAAGGGUGACCUUCCCCUUUAACUUCUGUAACUUGGAGUCUGGGAGCACCAUCAAAGGCGGCAGAGCUCCAACGUCUGAUAAGAGACAAUAAUCCCAAGGGUAAAAGAGAAAACAAGGUGUGAACAAUAUGUCUGAUCCAUCACUGGACCCCAUCAUGCCAUUGCCCUUAGACCAGGCACUUCUGAAAGAUAUACAGGACCAAGCCAGGGACUUUGCAUUAAGCCAUGGUGUGGUCAUGAGGAUGCCCCACCGACCAGAAAGGUCAGAGGUCAUCUGUCAUGCUCCCUACACACUCAUCCCUUCUCCAUUUCCAAGGGUGUUCUUUGAGAAGGCAAAGAGACUUCAGGUGGCCGUUAAUUUGCUUUUGUACAAAGUUAGUCAGAACAGAGAGUUCUUAACAAGAACGUUGUCAAGAACAAUAGAAGGGGAUGAUUUCACAGGCAGACUAUUCAAGAUAUAUCAACAAGUACAUGAGGAAAAGGCAACGAAAGAUAUUGAAUUGGGUCUGUUAAGAACAGAUUACAUGCUUGAUACUGCUAGGGGAGAGUCUGGUAAUUUAGCGCUUUCCAUGGUUGAAAUGAACACAAUAGCUGCUUCGUUUGCUGCCCUCGCUGGCAAUGUUGCAUCAUUACAUAGAUUUCUUCUAGGGUUAUGUCACAAAGAUUUUGAGCCUUCAUGUAUACCAGAUAAUCAAGCAAUUGAAGGUUUGGCUGAAGCCAUUGUCAAAGCAUUCCACCUCUAUGGUCAACCUAGUGCCUCAGUAGUGUUUAUCGUCACAUCCAAAGAACCCAACAUCUUUGAUCAAAGGUUCCUGGAAUAUGCAAUCACAAAGUGCGACCACAGGGUAAAGGUCAUCAGGAGAACACUGGGUGACAUCGGUCAAAGGGGUCAACUCACCAAGGACAGGAGGUUAUUCAUAGAUGGUUCAGAGGUUGGAGUUUUGUACUACCGAUCAUGCUAUGUCCCCACUCAUUUUCAUUCAGAAUAUGAAUGGAAUGGCAAGCUGAUGGGAGAACGGUCUAGAGCUGUGGUCUGUCCGUCAAUCUCUUGGCAUCUCGUUGGAACUAAGAAGGUCCAGCAGGAACUGGCCAAGCCGGGUGUCCUAGAACAGUUUGUCGAUGACAAGGAGAUGGCAGAUUUCAUUAGGUCCUCGUUUGCAGGCCAGUACACAUUGGAUCUGACACCAGAGGGUGAUGAAGCUGCCCUCAGAGGGAUUGAAAACCCAAAGAAAUAUGUCAUGAAACCACAACGAGAGGGCGGAGGUAAUAACAUCUAUGAUGACGAGGUGCGCACCAUGCUUGAAAAGUUGGCCGGCCAACAAGAGAGGGAGGGCUAUAUCUUGAUGGAUCGCAUCCUACCCCCCAUCCAUCAGAACUACCUGCAGCCAUGUGGGGGAUUCGACGACAUCAAACUCUCAAAGGUCAUGAGUGAGCUUGGAAUAUUUGGAACGUUCAUAAGUCAUAACGGUGAUGUUGUGCUGAAUGAGAGCAAGGGUCAUCUCCUUCGGACCAAGAGCACCGAUGAGAAUGAAGGGGGCGUGGCUUCAGGAUCAUCCUGUAUAGACAGUCCUUUCUUAACUUGAUGCUCGAUGGUCACCUAGAUUAUCCAGGUUCCUGUUCAGUAUUUCUUGAUGGUCACACGAUUCGUUCACCAAAAUCACAUUGAAUCAUAAGUAUAUAGCACGUGUGUAUUGCAUUUCAUUUAAUUUCUCCGACCUGAAAUUGAACAAAUUUUUCACCCAGUCAUUAUUCAGGGGUACUCCAGGCUGAAAAUAAUAUGAUUUGAAGAGAUGAAUAAAAACCAGACAAUCAAAACAUUAAAAAAAUGUUCAAAAUU